AUGGAACCACCUGCGGAGACUUCUUGCUCUCAACAACUUUCAUCCAUUAAUAGUAAUAAUAAUGCUAAUAGAGUCUUCAGUUUGGACGAGAAAGUAAGACAUACGAUGGAACGAGGUGCAUCGACAGCUCCACCGACUACCUACCAGCUUCAGAUUGAUCCCAACAUUACGUUUAACUCCGUUAACCGUCCAUUCGAAGAGUUGCCAGAAAACUUUUUGGAAAGUAUAAGUCCACAGCAAAACCAAAGUUCUGCGCCACAGGAAAGUCCACAGCUUGCACCACUGGCACCUAUGAGUCUUGGUUCAAAUGAUAAUUUCGGGAAAUCAUCUGAUUUCAAUGCUUAUGCAACCCUGGCACCUAUGUCGGCAACACCGUCGUAUGUAGGUACAAUGAAAAUUGAACCGUUGCAAGAUCAGCUUCAUAGCACUUCCAUGCAACACAGCAGUCAUUCCUCCGGUUUAGAUAAGCUAAGUUUUAGCUCCGGUCCGGCUGGUCUUCUUUCUCCGUUGCAAACUACGGCGCGACCAGAUAGUCUUGUUUGCUCAAGUUUAUUGAGUGCCCAUCAGAAUGGUGGACGUGCAAGUGAAAUGUUAGCUGGUUUACGAAGACAUCAUCCAUACAUCAAAGAAGAAGUCGAUUUGGGACAGGAUUUCAAAACGAUGGAUUCCUCCUUUAUGUCCCAUCAACCUCAGCAGUCGGCUAAUUUGCUGGGUCAGGAUGAUCAUCAACAAGAACUUGACCACCGUUUGGCGAAUGCUGAAACUCCUCCGGCAGUGAGUAAUGUAGAGCUUGCAAGUUCCUUCAUUGCAACAAUGAUAGGCGAGCAGCCGCCAAGUUCACCAGCACCACAACACACUAUAUUUCGCCAAAGUCGACGUAAUUUUUCUUCCGUGGAUACGACUGAAUUGCGUAGCAGCGAAGAUCUUGAAGUAAAUGCGGCAGAAACAAGUGGUGAUGAUUUGACAUUUGCUGAUGAUAAUGGUGAACCGACAAGUACAACCAGACUCACUUCUACUGUUGGUGCACCGCGUGCUAGUUAUUCAACUAAGGACGCUACAGAUCCUCUGAAUGCAGAAAUAGACGAUGACAUUUAUAUCGAUACGACUGAUUUGUGCAAGCGAAUUGCUUGGGAACUUAAGCAGCAUUCUAUACCUCAGGCUAUCUUUGCUGAAAGGAUUCUUUGUCGGAGUCAAGGAACACUUUCUGAUUUGCUGAGAAAUCCAAAGCCUUGGAACAAAUUAAAGUCAGGAAGAGAGACAUUUAGACGAAUGUUUAACUGGGUACAACAACCACUUGAACUGCGAUUGGGUAUUCUUGAUAUGUACAAAGGAAAAGGGGGUAUGUUACCGUCUUCGAUGAGUCCACCUACUCCAGCACAGAAUGCUCGACAAGGUUCACGACAUAAAGGUCGAGAUGGCGAUGGCUUGAGUAGUACCAAAAGGCCUCGACUGGUUUUUACCGAUAUCCAGAAAAGAACUCUGCAGGCUAUAUUUAAAGAAACACAACGUCCAAGUCGUGAAAUGCAGCAAACAAUUGCAGAACAUCUGCAGCUGGAUCUCUCGACAGUAGCGAAUUUUUUUAUGAAUGCUCGACGAAGAUCCAGAAGUGGUCCGUUAAUGGGUGAUGCUCCAGCACCCUAUCAACAAGUACGACCAAUUACACCACCUCCUGAAUCACCGCCACAACAUCGAAAUCCGAAUAAAGCACGUGGUAAUCGCCAUAUUUCACGUAGUGAUGGCGAGAAUUCGUCUGUCACAAGUAGUUCACGAAUCGAAACUACGGUCGCACAAGUUGUUGAAGAAGCAGCUGAGUAUGCACGGCGCUACGAUGAGGGCACUUAUUCUGAUGAAAAAAAUUUAAAAUUUCGUAUUGGUGAAAUAGACAGCAGUGUUGGAAUAGAGGACAAUAACUCAAGAAUAGAUUAUGAAGAUCAGGCACCGGAAUAUAAGAUGAUCCGAUUGUCAAACGACCACUCCCUUUCAAUAGAUUCGAGGCAAAUUGCUACAGCAGAUGAGUUGUUAGCAAGCGAACUCCCAGAUGAUGAAGCACAGUUGAACCCGGACCCUAACACAAGUAUGCAAGCCGUUAAAACUGUGAAUGAUAAAGAUGAAAGUGUUUUCUUGGUGUCAGUUCCGGUAACAGCGGAAUCUGAAUGUGAUACUGUCGAGCAGCAGCGAUUGCACCCAGUGAUGUCUUUUGGUAAUAAAAUGAUAAUAGUGAAAGUAGAACAGCGAGAAAAUCCAACUUCGAAUGCUGCCGCUAACUCACAUUAA
This is a messenger RNA of Brugia pahangi, 2274 nucleotides long. The record is from the annotation of a GenBank genome assembly. NCBI's taxonomy places the organism in Eukaryota, Metazoa, Nematoda, Chromadorea, Rhabditida, Onchocercidae.